AUGUACAUGAUUAAUAAUGGCAAGAUUGCUGAUGCAGAUAACUCUGUUGAAGCAUACACAUCAACUUACAUAAGUUACUUAACAAGGCUAUACAACAAGAUUAUUAUUCUAUUUGCACCAAAAGUUACAUGUGAUAAUAAUCAAAUUCCUAAUUCUAUAAUCGAAGCGGUUGCUCUGGAAGCACCAAAGAACAUUCUCAGAAAUGCUUUCCAAAUCAAAGAUGAAGUCAUUAUGAAUAUUUCUUUAAUCCCAUGGUCUAUUGCAUUGGGAAUCGCCGUGUCUUUAAAAAAGAAAGCGAAUUAUUUGUUGACAACUGGAAUUUGUGAUUCAACUGAACAUGAUUGUGGGUCCGAUCUGCAUAAUUAUAUUGCAGAAUCUUCGAAGAAGUGGUGGGUAGUAGAUAGAUUGGUAAACUAA
Messenger RNA from Debaryomyces tyrocola, 417 nucleotides. The record is from the annotation of a GenBank genome assembly. NCBI's taxonomy places the organism in Eukaryota, Fungi, Ascomycota, Pichiomycetes, Serinales, Debaryomycetaceae.